UCAAUAUAAUUCCAAACAUGAUGGGAAAGCAUUUCCGGUGGGUAGUAAAUAACCUUAAAAUGCUAAGCUUUGACAAUCGUUUUUUGCCCUCCUUAACCGCAUUUCUCUACAUAACGUGCUUAUUCACAUUCAAAAAAUCAAACUCUUACUAUUUCAAACGUUCAGGUUUGGUCAAAAACGACGAAGAUGACGGGAUAUCUAAAAGGCACAUACCCUCGGAGUCUGAAGAAUGUCAAUACGGAUUGAAGCCUAUGACCGAAGAUGAAUGGUUGUUUUAUAUGAGCGGUUUAAUAGCUAGGGUAAAAAAUGCCUUGAUGGAAGCCGAAAUGACUCUACACGAUGUGGAAAAAGAUAUAACAGUUCCCGAUUUCGUAGAUACAAUUCAUAUAUAUGAACUAGAUGACGUUUUCCGUUUUACAGAAGACCCUCCAAAAAAGGAAUAUAUGGGGAGACUGGAGCUAGUCAAACUAUUUUUGUAA
Molecule: messenger RNA, 479 nt
Organism: Gordionus sp. m RMFG-2023
Lineage: Eukaryota; Metazoa; Nematomorpha; Gordioida; Chordodea; Parachordodidae
Exons: 5
Coding region: 18-479 (153 amino acids)
Source: RefSeq, a predicted model, not a curated record